AUGGCUGAAGUUAAAUACUUGGUUGUGCUACCAACAAAUCCCAACGAAUCAGACAGGAUGAGCAAAAUGGGUAUCCAAGGAUGUCUGAUGCAGGAACCAGAACAAUUCUCGAUCAAUUUUGUAAACAGUCCCAGCUGCACAGACAACAUAACAUAUCAUUUUAAAGUUAGGGUACCCGCACAGACGAUCGUCGAGAAUUACAAGAUCAAUGGCGAGUGGAGCGAUGCGCAUCAGGAGAAAUAUCUGAAUAUAUUCGAUGGUAAAAACGACAAGUCAAUGCCAAGCAUAUCCAGUAUUAUAGAUGACGGCAUCGAUGCCGUACUUCACUAUUCGUUCACAGAGUCAACCUUUUCGCUUGAGUUUCAAUUUGAUUACAAUAAUUCGACCAUACACGUUUACCAAGUGCGUGGCCAGGGUCACAAUUUCGUUACGAAAUUCGAAACGCUCUUUUCCCUAUCCGACAUACAGUCGAUUCAGGUGUGGGGCGAUGUCCAAAAGAUAAACCAAUUCUCAUUGAGUUACGAUUGAGGGUAGCUGCAAACCUGAUAAAUC
This is a messenger RNA of Drosophila arizonae, 552 nucleotides long. RefSeq lists its product as uncharacterized. The record is from RefSeq and is a predicted model, not a curated record. Gene Ontology annotation, molecular function: carbohydrate binding. NCBI's taxonomy places the organism in Eukaryota, Metazoa, Arthropoda, Insecta, Diptera, Drosophilidae.